Molecule: messenger RNA, 6796 nt
Organism: Sarcophilus harrisii (Tasmanian devil)
Lineage: Eukaryota; Metazoa; Chordata; Mammalia; Dasyuromorphia; Dasyuridae
Gene: LARP4
Product: La ribonucleoprotein 4
Exons: 16
Coding region: 88-2274 (728 amino acids)
Biological process (GO): positive regulation of translation
Cellular component (GO): cytosol; cytoplasmic stress granule
Molecular function (GO): mRNA 3'-UTR binding
Source: RefSeq, a predicted model, not a curated record
AACGCAGCGGCUGGCAUUGGGGGGGGGGGGGGGGUCCUGUAGACGAGCGGGAGUCUCGGAGACCAGGAGGACCAGGCGGCGGAGGAGAUGCUGCUCUUCGUGGAGCAGGUAACAUCUAAAGGUGCUGGUUUAAAUCCUAAUGCCAAAGUGUGGCAGGAAGUUCCUCAAGGAAGCACUGAUGCUCCUUCAUCUACCCAUGGAACUGAAAGUUCUUGGCAAGAAGCAGCAGCUACUUCAGGGCCUAAUCCUGAUGGUACUUUGGAGAUUCCAGAUGACAGCUGUAAAGAAUAUGAUGUAAUGUAUUCAUCUUGUGAAGCUUCACAAAGUAACGCAGGUGUUGAAGAAGUACCUACAGAUGGAAUGGUUUUGUCACCGGAAGAUCUGAAUUACCAAAUUUAUGAUAUAUCUGGUGAAGGCAGUUGUACAGUUUCUGUUGAAGAUUUAAAGGAAUGUCUAAAGAAACAGUUAGAAUUCUGUUUUUCAAGAGAGAAUCUAUCUAAGGAUCUCUAUUUGAUGUCUCAAAUGGAUAGUGACCAGUUUAUCCCGAUUUGGACAGUUGCCAACAUGGAAGAAAUCAAAAAGUUGACCACAGACCUGGAUCUUAUUCUUGAAGUACUGAGAUCCUCUCCUAUGGUUCAAGUUGAUGAGAAGGGAGAGAAAGUGAGACCAAAUCAUAAACGAUGUAUCAUCAUCCUUCGAGAAAUCCCUGAAACUACACCAAUAGAGGAAGUUAAGGCACUCUUCAAAAAUGAAAAUUGUCCCAAAGUGAUAAGCUGUGAAUUUGCUCACAAUAGCAGCUGGUAUGUUACAUUCCAGUCUGACACAGAUGCACAGCAGGCUUUUAGAUAUUUGAGGGAAGAAGUUAAAACAUUUCAGGGCAAGCCAAUCAUGGCAAGGAUAAAAGCCAUCAAUACAUUUUUUGCUAAAAAUGGUUACCGCAUAAUGGAUUCCACUGUAUAUACUCAGCCAGUUCAGACUCAAGCACAGUUUGCCUCUCCACUCUUUAUGCAGCCUGUAUAUAGCCCUCAUCAGCAGUACUCAAUCUAUAGUAUUGUGCCUCAGCCCUGGUCUCCAAACCCUGCACCUUACUUUGAAACACCACUGGCCCCCUUUCCCAAUGGUGGAUUUGUGAAUGGCUUUAACUCACCAGGAUCUUAUAAAACAAAUGCUGCUGCUUUGAGUAUAGGUCGACCAUUCCAUAGAAAUCGCAUGAAGCCUCAUUUUAGGUCAUCUAGUACUUCAGAACACUCAGUGGAAGGAUCAACUGUAGUCGGGUCAGUAUCAUUGGGUGAUGGACCAUUGAACAGAACUAGCUCAAGGAACUUUCAGACUGAACGGCCUAACCACACACUAUCUGGGAACCAAGAACAAGUGUCUCCAAAGGAGUCUCCUACAUCACAGAUGGAGCAGAAUGGUGACUAUGGUGUUGGGAGAGGCAGGAGAAACCUUUUCAGAGGCCGGAGACGUAAAGAUGAUGACCGAAUUUCACGACCCCAUCCUAUAGCUGAAACAAAGACUCCUACACCAAAGUUUGACUUGUUAGCAUCAAAUUUUCCUCCUUUGCCUGGUAGCUCUUCAAGAACACAAGGGGAACCUGCGCUGGAGAGCAGAAUGUCAGAUGUUGUUAAAGGAAUCUCCAAAGAAAAGGAGAACAAAGAGUUGCCAACCAGUUGCCCCACCUCUGCUGAGGACAGACAGACUGACAGCAAUACCCAGCUGCCAAGCUUGAGUGCAAGUUCUUUGAACACAGCUGAGAUUCCUGUGUUAAGCACAACUCAGCAGGAGAAAAAUCUCGUAGAUGUUUGCCCUACCCAGAAGGAUGUUUCUGACCAGACAGCUCCACUUUUACCAUCAUGCUCCCCUAAUGCUGCAAAACCACCAAGGAUAAAUACCGCUUCACCUAGUAAUGUAAAUGUGGCCACAGCUGUAGUACAGGAGCCCCGGAAGUUAAGUUAUGCUGAAGUUUGCCAGAAGCCCCCCAAGGAGUCUCCUUCAGUCUCUGUGCAGCCACUAAGAGAGCUUCGUUCCAAUGUUGUAUCCCCUGCCAAAAAUGAAGAGAAUGGUGUUUCUGAGAAGUCACAUGAAAAGUCGCAUGAAAAGCCAGAAGGAAGGGCCAGUAAGGAUUAUCCUGGCUUCCGUGGCAAUACUACUCCCAGAGGUGCAGCUGGAAAAAUCAGGGAACAGAGACGUCAGUUUGGCCACAGGUCUUCACCUCAGGGAGUGACUCGUCGUAAUGGCAAAGAGCAGUAUGUGCCACCCAGAUCACCAAAGUAAAAAACAAAACAAACCAACAACAACAGAAAAAAAACAAAAAACAAAAAAAAAACAAACAACUGUUCAAAACUCCUAUCUCUUUCAGUUAAACUUGAACUGUGGAUUAAUGAGCUUUGUUGGAGGGGUGGGGAUAUAGCCAGGAAGGAGAGAGAGUAUGGCCUGAAGCAUUGUGGAUCUUUGGAGUUUAUGAAAAGUGGAAUCCGAGAAGUCAUCUCUAGAGUGAUUUUAAAAUGCUAGAGGAUUCCAGUCAGUAUAAAUAUAUAUAUAUAAAUAUUAUAAUUUUUGUAUUUUUGUUUGUCUUUAAUUUGCAAGGUUUCCUGCCUGAAAUUAAUUUUGGGGGUUAAAAAUUAGCUGGAAAAAUGCAUAUUUACAUGUCCUUCAGUAUAGGAGGUGAGGAAGUGAGAGAAAAAUAUUUUUUGACAAAGCAUUUCUGUAAAAUUAGAAAUUACUUUUUUUAAUCUAUUUAAAGUUAGGCUUGUAGAAUGCUGUCUUUGCCUAUAUGGCCUUGUGUUGCAAAUCAGAUCAUUGGCUGGUGUGCUUGGUUUGCGUGUGUUUGCGUGUAUGUGCCAGAAUGACAGAUUACAGCCAAUUCUGUUAUGUCAUAACUUUAGUAACUGAUUUAAAAACUGAAUGUACUACUUAAGUAGAAUUUUUUUCCAGCUUGAAAUUUAGUCUGUCUUUUGACCUUACUAAUAUUUCAUUCAAUAAGCUUUUAAAACUGAAUUUACUGGAGAUCUGAUUGUAGUCAGAAUAAGUUUGAAGCUCAAGGAAAUGGGAAGAAAAAAAAAAUAUAUAAAACUUGGUCUUAGAUUUGUGCUUUCAGGUCUAGUAGGCUGUAGGGGUUUAAAAAGCCCCAUUUUUUUUCCCCAGUAAGGGGAACAUAACAUCUUUUUGUUGCUUCAGUGUUAUUCUCUGUGCAUCUUCUCCCCAACUUAUGAUAGACCUGUAUGUGGUUCUCAUUGCAUUAGACAGGUCCAGUAAGAUCUUAACUAUAGGUGUGUUCUAAACAUGGCUUCUGAAAUGUGUUGUUCAUUGCUUUGCUUAUGUUAAGUAUUCAAACACUUGGGAUCCAGGCUGACCCUACAGUAAUUUGUGUUAGUGCUAAAAGAUAAAACUUUGUAACUAAUUCUUUAAGUGUUAAGUACUGUAGAAGUCAAAUUUUUAUAAUUUGGGGGUAACUUCUGUUUACAGUGCAUAUGAUGCCUGUCUUUUUUUUUUUUUUUUUUUUUUUUUCCCCAAAAAAAAAUUUUUUUUCUGGAAUUAACUCUGACAUACACCCAAAGGUCAUAAAAUUUUAAGUUUUUGAGGAAAAGGUAGUUUAAAAAAUAACCUGUGUAGGUUCUCAUUGUCUACAUUUGCACAUUGAACAGAUGAGUUUGUGCUAGUAAUUACAGGAAACGACUGAAAUAUAUAAAAAGAAAAAAAAAACCAUGUUGCAUUAAUCUGCUAAGUCAGACCCCGAGUUCAAAAGUUCUGUAUGAAAAUUUUUUUCUUUUUAGGAAUAAUUUUCAAAAGUAAGAGUUGUACCUUUUCAGUGAAUUGCAAAUGUACAAAUUGAAAUUGUAAAUUGUAAACACUGGAAAGCACCAUUGUGACAUAUACAGUAAACAUCUUAGUAAUAUAUAAUAGUGAUGAUCUUAGAAUGAAUGUAAGUGGAGGUUAAAUUACAUUACUGUGAAACUUUUCAUUUUUCAACUUUAGCCAGUUAACCUUUGGAAAUUCUUUAUUUAGUAGGUAACUGUUAACAAAUCACUUUAAAAACACUGCACAUCUUUUUUUCCCCUACAUAUAUAUGUGUGUGUAUAUGCCAGAGUUGUCAUUUCUUUGUAACUUAUUCAGCUUGCCAGUUGCUUUUGAUUUAACGGCUUGAUAAUUCUGUAUAAUAUAUUUAUGCAAUUUAAAACUGUUCAUUUCUACAUAAAAUUUUUUUAAAAAUCAUUCACUAAAACAUACAAUAAAACUACCUGUGCUGAGUUUAGGGGAAGUUUUAGGCUCUUUUUAAAAAGAAAAAAAAUUUAUGAUAAUCACUGAUCACAUCUAUGGUAAAAAUGCUUAAUCAGUUUACUUAGAUAAUGGUGCAUUUGGUGGAAAUGGCAAAGAAAUGGCAACAUUUAAAAGUGUUAACACUGUGAACUGCAUUGAGUUUCAGAGAAUAAACAUUUUAUAAAAUCAUUUGAUAUAGAUUAUAAACUUAAUUAUUGCACUCAAACUGAAAAAUAACUAUUACAAUAUAUUCACAGAUUUAGGCUUGCCAGUAUGCUGUGUAUGGAUUGUUAAGUAAAAACAUGUAUUAGUGCUUAUAAAGACACCUAAUUUAUAAAAUUUUCAUAUGUCUUAAUUUUAAUGACAAAUGGGAAAAAUGUGUUUUUCAGAACACAAGUUGGUGAGGCAAAUGUAUUGAGUCUUUGCUUUUAUUCAUUGGUUUUUGUCUUGUACAAUUCUAACCAGCAGAGGGAUUAGAUUUCAAUGAGUGCUUUUUAUUUGAUCAAAAGAGAGCACUUAAGCAUUUUGGACUAUCAUAAAAAUAUAGGCCUUUAUGGGUUUGGGGGUUUUGUUUUUUGUUUAUUGCAGCUUCUUAGAAAAGUACCUUAUUUAUAGUGAGGUACUAAGAAACUCGGUAUGGACCUUUAUUUCAAAGCAGCAAAUUAAAGUUUCUCUCCAGGUGAAGCCUGCUAAAUGUGUGAAGCUGUUGGGUUUUUUUCAGCAUUAUUCUAUAGCUGAUAAAUUAAGGGAAUUCACCAUAUAUUUUUGGAUGUAAGAACACAAAUAUUAAAGUCAUUCCCCUUCUUUCCUCACUCCUAGCAAAAUUUAUUUGGGGGCAGGGGCAUAAAAAUAAAUAUAACUGCUAUGAAAAUCAUAAAUCUUCAUGACCAUGAAUUUACUCCUGCAGUACUUAUUGCAUGAAGUGGCACAUAGCACUAUAUUUGACUGAAGUUAAGCUUAGCUGUCUUCAUGUUCUCCAAAUGCUCAAGCAAGUUACUCACCUUGCAUUUUGCUUCCUUUCCUUUAAAAAGGAAUGGAGACCGUACAAAACUUCUGCAAUUUUUUUAGGCUUGCCCAAUUUCCUUAAAACACCUGCAGUUUUUCCUUUAGCCCAAAAAAAAAAAAAGUUUUUAGCAAAUUUCAACACUGAUUUUCAAAAAUGGUUGCCCAGGGAUCUAAUGUCUAAAUUAUUUCCCCAUUCAGUCUUUGAAGGAAGAUUGUUCAGGGUUUUUUGUGUUUCUUUGUGUUGUGCUAAAUUUGCAUGUGAACAAAUGUUAGCGGAUGUAAAUUUCUGAUUAUUCUGAUUCCUAAAAUUAAGGUAGCUUGAGUGUAUUGUCUUACAUUCCUUUUUUUUUUGUUUUGUUUUGUUAAAGAAAUAUUCAACCAAGUUUGCUUGGUGAAAGGUUUAAAAGGUGCAGUUUUAGCAAUAGAUGUUAGAAGCAUAAAGCAACCCAUUAUAACCAUUGGAAAAGAGGAAUAGGAAAGAUUUUGCUGGAACAGAAUAGUAUUGUAAAGUAACUUUUAAUACAUUACUGUAGUAUUCUCAGUUACAGCCUUACAGCUUUGUCAACUUCAUUGUCCAGUGGUUUUACUAUCUGACAUACAUGAGUCAACCUGGGUUUAAAUCUGUAGUGUUUGUGCUGGCAUGUUACACAAAUGGGUAAAAUGCACCAUUUUAUUACAGACAAGAUGCAACAGAAAUACCCAUAGGGGAGAAAUUGCCUCUAAUAGGUUUUUAUAAAUUCAUAACUACGACAGAUAUGCAAUAGAUCUUUUGGGGAUUUUUUAUAUGUAUUUCCUUGUAACCUGGUUGCCAUUAAUCUAAAUACCUUAUGCUUUAUUGUUAUAUGUUAUAUGUAGUCUGGGCUUCCUUUAAGAAGGUACAUAGUAGUUUCCGUUUUGAUUAACUCUGAAUUUGGACACUUUAGGAAUUCCAUGAAUAAAAUGUUUGUCUUUAAUGUGUAGUUGGGAGUAAAUCCACUCUGAAAAUUCAUCUGAUCUUUAACCUAUAACAGAGUUAGAAUUGUAUAUUGAAGAACUGAAGAUUUUUAAAUUGCUCUUCAAUUACAGGUAAUUUCCAAAAGUGCAACUCAUUCAUUAAAAUGGUUUUGUUUUCAGUUUUGUUAAACUCAAAAUAGAUGAAUACAUAUAUGUAUGUGUGUAUAUACCUAUAUAUGCACAUGUAUAUGUUAACAUAUAUAGAUACAUAUGUAUUUCCAUAUGUGUGUGUGUGCACAUCAACUUUCUCUUCAGAUGAUUCAGACUUCCCUUGGCAUUCACAUCUUUUAACAAUAUGGUGAAAAGGGAGUUUGGGGGGAAAAAAACAGAACCAACUAUUUGGCUUCUACUUUGUCCAUUGCUCUGGUUUAUUCCUGUUGUCAAGACUGUCCAAAACAAUAUGGUAUGACAUAGCUCAUGCUUUAAAUGUUAAACUGAUUACAUCCAUGUAUUUGUAUUUUUGUUUCAGACAUUGCCAAGGUGCUAUGGGAAAUUAAAUUUAACACAAAAUUAGAAAAAAAUAAAGCUGAUUUAAAAACAG